This is a messenger RNA of Phaeodactylum tricornutum CCAP 1055/1, 968 nucleotides long. RefSeq lists its product with no specific name. The transcript has 2 exons. Gene Ontology annotation, molecular function: carbonate dehydratase activity; zinc ion binding. The record is from RefSeq and is a predicted model, not a curated record. The coding region runs from base 62 to 910 and encodes 282 amino acids. Gene Ontology annotation, biological process: cellular response to carbon dioxide; cellular response to oxidative stress. Gene Ontology annotation, cellular component: cytoplasm. Lineage: Eukaryota; Bacillariophyta; Bacillariophyceae; Surirellales; Neidiaceae.
CAGCUCACCGACCAUCUUGAAACUGUUUCAUCACAAUUCCUAGCAGAAAAUCAUCGAAACAAUGAAGUUCUUGUCAGCCUCCAUCGCUCUCUUGGCCUGCGCCACUUCUGUUGAGGCUUUCAAUGCCAACAAGGCAUUCCGUUUCGGCGCUAAGGCAAUGCCUGAGGUGUCUUCGGAAUCCGCAACUUCUGCUCUGUCCGCUGGCGGCGCCGAAAAGAAGUCAUACGACCUCGACAUCACUGAGAUCUUUGAUGGAAAUAAAAAAUUCAUUGAAACCAAGAAGGCGCAGGAUGCCGCUUAUUUUGACACCCUGGGAACAGUCCACUCUCCCAAGUACUUGUACAUUGGAUGCGUCGAUGCCCGUGCUCCUCCGAACAUGAUCAUGGGAACUGAGGCUGGAACCAUGUUGACUGUCCGCAACAUUGCCAACAUGGUGGUCAACAACGACUUGGCUGUCAUGUCUGCCAUACAGUUCGGAAUUAACGUCCUCAAGAUCCCGCACGUUAUCGUCUGUGGUCACUAUGAAUGUGGUGGUGUCCGUGCUUCCGUCGCCAACGUGGACCAUGCCCCUCCGCUUUCGAUCUGGCUCCGUAACAUCCGUGAUGUCUACCGUCUCCAUGCUCGUGAACUCGACGCCAUCAAGGACCCCGAAGACCGUCACCGUCGUCUUGUCGACCUGAACGUGAUCGAACAGUGCGUAAACCUGUACAAGACUGGAGUAAUUCAGGCAAAGCGCAUUGAAAGCUACCAAGAGGGCGCCCCUGCUGCGAUCCCCCGUGUACACCCUAUUGUCUUCGACCCGAAGACUGGUGCCAUUCGUAAGCUGCAGGUUGACUUCGACAAGUACAUGAGUGAGCUCGAUGCCAUUUAUGAUUUGUACGAACUUGAAAACGCCAAGAUCCCUGCCUAAACUUGGAAAAUGAUUCUGUGUAAUUAAUUUAUGCUAUAAUCAAUACCAUUUUUCUCCG